GAACUCUUCACCUCGCUGGGCAACGGUCACUUCUUCCAGGCGCUGAAUUUGUUCGACUGCGGUUGUGAGGCCAUCAACGACGCUGGGUGCCGGUACACCUGCGGCCGCGACCAGCUGCUGACGGAGGCCGUCGCCGAGGGCGUGCCCAGCCUCAUCCUGAGGCACGAGACCCCGAGGCCCGUGCGCGCGAAGAUCGCCGCGCUCCUCAACGCGAAGCGGGACUACCACUGGACGCUGAGCGAGGACGGCAGCGUCGACACGUCCACGAUGGAGGAGAACACGAGCUACUGCUCGCAGUUCGAGUGGUUAAGCAAGGGCAUGGACGCGCAUCAAGUGAACUGCCUCGUCAGGACGCAUUUGGGUAUCCGCGACAGCAAACGCAUCCAGGGUUGA
Prorocentrum cordatum is the source of this 393-nucleotide messenger RNA. NCBI's taxonomy places the organism in Eukaryota, Dinophyceae, Prorocentrales, Prorocentraceae. The record is from the annotation of a GenBank genome assembly.